Vombatus ursinus (common wombat) is the source of this 2270-nucleotide messenger RNA. RefSeq names its product disintegrin and metalloproteinase domain-containing protein 1-like. Gene Ontology annotation, biological process: proteolysis; male gonad development; binding of sperm to zona pellucida. Gene Ontology annotation, cellular component: external side of plasma membrane; sperm head plasma membrane; plasma membrane. Gene Ontology annotation, molecular function: metalloendopeptidase activity. Bases 1 to 2253 code for a protein of 750 amino acids. NCBI's taxonomy places the organism in Eukaryota, Metazoa, Chordata, Mammalia, Diprotodontia, Vombatidae. The transcript has a single exon. The record is from RefSeq and is a predicted model, not a curated record.
AUGGAUGAGGAGCAGAAAGAGUUUCCAUCCAGGGGUCCCCGGAUGGAAAGCUUGGGGUUUGGAUUCAGUCCCUCCCAUGUCAAGUUGGGGGCCUUCUUGCUGUUGGUGGAGCUCCUUCUUCCAGGCAUGUACUGCAUUCAGAGAUCAGUGUAUUUCUCUUUCUAUGAAAUCAUCAUCCCCAGGAGAUUGGUGAGCUGGAGGAGAGAAGACCAACCAGAGAAAAUGCACUAUUCAUUCUUUAUGAAAGGGAGUUGGCAUGUCAUUAGCCUGAAGCAGAAAAGAGGGCUCUCUGUCCAGAAUUUCCCCGUCUAUACCUACUCCAAUGGGAUCCCAGGCCUGGACAUGCCUUUUAUCCAAGAUGAUUGCUACUAUGAUGGGUACCUGGUAGGUGACCAGGGGUCCUUUGCAUCCAUCAGCACCUGCUCAGGACUCAAGGGAAUCCUUAUCAUCCAGACAGUUGCCUUUGGCAUCCUGCCAGUGAAAUCCUCCAAAAAAUUUGAGCAUGCUGUGUAUCGCUUGUCUAAGGUAUCACGUGAUGCCUGUGGGGUCAAGGAAAGGGAAAGCCAAGAGUCCUGGGCAAGCGCGAAAGGCCUUGGCCCGACGGAACUCUCCCCAGCACACUUCCCCUAUGCCUGGUCACAGACUAAGUACUUGGAGAUCUUUAUAGUGGUAGACAACAUUCGGUUCCAGAUGUGGGACAGGAACGUGACCACAACCACUCAGACACUCUUGGAUGUCCUUUCUUUGGUCAACCAACGCAUGAAGCAGAUCAACUUAGAAGUAGUGUUGGCUGGGGUGGAGAUAUGGUCUGAGAGGGACCUAGUGCAGAUCUCUUGGGACCUGCAAGAAACACUCUAUGGCUUUAACAGAUGGCAAGCUUCAGAACUCCCCAAAAGGGCAAGGCAUGAUGUUGCUCACCUGGUCACUGGGCAGGAUCUUGGGAGCCACCAAGGCCAGGCGUUUGUGGGGAGCAUCUGCACCUCCGGGAACAUGACAGGUGUGGAGGUCUUCCAUCACGAAGAUGUGCCUCGAUUUGCGGCCCUCCUGGCCCACGAGCUGAGCCACAACCUGGGCCUGAAGCAUGAUCAUCCAGGCUGCACGUGCCCUGAUUCGCUUCUCUGUUCCAUGCACACGUCCGUCACCCUGGAGGGGAGCUUCAGCAACUGUAGUGUGGAAAACUUCUAUGAGAUGCUGGACAGGGGCCAAGGGAGCUGCCUGUACGACAGGCCAGAGCCGAGGAGCCCCUUUGGAAGGCAGUACUGCGGGAACAGGAUUGUGGAGGAAGGGGAGGCGUGUGACUGCGGCAGUCAUCGCGCCUGUAAGAAGGACCCAUGCUGCCUGCCCUCAUGCCGGCUGAAGAAGGGCUCAGACUGUGCUUUUGGGCCCUGCUGUAGAAAAUGCAGGUUUGCCCAAGCGGCCACGCCCUGUCGUCCCAGCGCGGAUGAGUGUGACCUCCCCGAAUACUGCAAUGGCACCUCGUUGUGGUGCCAGCCUGACUCCUACAAGCAAGAUGGCACCCCAUGCAAGGGCGAAGGUUCCUGCUACCAGGGGCGGUGUAGGAGCCUGGAGAACCAGUGCGUGGAGGUGUUUGGUGAGGGCUCCAGAGCUGCCCCAGCCCGCUGCUAUCGCAUGAACACCCAUGGGGACCGGUUUGGGAACUGUGGCAGCAAGUGGCAAGGGCCAGUCAGGGUCUUUAUCAAGUGCCAACCCAAGGACAUCAUGUGCGGGAGCUUGUACUGUGAGAAUGUCCAGAGGCUUCCCCAUAUAAAGAGCCACCAUGCUUUCAUCCAGUUCCGCAUGGAAGACACAUGGUGCUGGGGCGCGGAUCUCCACGAUGCCCUGGACAUCCCCAAUGGUGGCUUGGUAAAAGAUGGCACCUCCUGCGGCCCCCGGAAGAUCUGUAUCAACCAGUCGUGCCUGGACGCUGGGGCCAUGCUCCACCGUGACUGCAGCCUGGUCAGAUGUCACGAGAGGGGCGUCUGCAACAACCUCAAAAACUGUCACUGCGACUAUGGCUACAGCCCGCCCACUUGUGAAUCUCAGGGCCAAGGCGGCAGCCUGGACAGCGGUCCCUCCCCCAAGGUCAGGGUCAUCCACCCGAAGCUGACUGCCCUCUUCUGGCUCCUGAUGGCCACCGCCCUGCUGCUCACGCCCAUUACCUUUGUGGGGAUUUGCUUUUGGCGGAAGAUGGAGAAGGCCUGGGCCAAAGAGCUGGAGGUUCAAGAUAGUUCAGUGGAUAGAGAGGCUGGCUAGGCACAAGCCCCCGGCUG